Suillus subaureus is the source of this 213-nucleotide messenger RNA. RefSeq lists its product as uncharacterized. Lineage: Eukaryota; Fungi; Basidiomycota; Agaricomycetes; Boletales; Suillaceae. The coding region runs from base 1 to 213 and encodes 70 amino acids. The transcript has 3 exons. The record is from RefSeq and is a predicted model, not a curated record.
AUGUCAAGCGGUGGCCCUUCAUUGAACGAACCUCUCAAAGGCUUUCUGAAAGUUACAUCCAUCUUCAUCACUUCAUAUUGUCCCACAGUGAAUUUCCCGCAGCUUCUCUCGAUUGUUGCCCUGGCUCGCUACUUUCCAAAGGAUACCGCUGAUGAUGUACAAUUAGACAAGGUUGCUGCCGACGAAGUUCAGCUGGACGUUAACGUCCAUUAA